UUUCAUAGUGCAAAUCGGAGGUUGACAUUAAAAAAUAGGUGCAGUUGGAAAGAAAAUUUGCAGCAGAUUAUUUUAGAAUUGUAGCAAAUAUCUGUUUUUUUUUAAUAAAUAAAGUUUAAAUGAAAGAUAUCAUCGUUAAAAUGUGAUUUGAAUGCGAGGAAUAGCAUAUAAAUCAGCAAUAACGGCAGAAAAGAAAGCACCAACACCAGCAGCGCUAUAUCAGCAGACAACGGAAAGAAAGGUGUCAGUAGAAAGAAUACCUAGAGAAAAGGGCGGAAAGGUGUUGGUGCACGCGAAAAUUUUUUUUUGGCGAGAAACGGAUAGCAGAAAAUAUUUCGGCUUGCCAUAUAUUCUAAUAUAAUCGGGUACUGUAAUAGCAACUUUGUGUGCAAAAAACAAAAACCAAGGCACAAAAAGAAAAUUCUUGGUAAGAGAAGUGUCAGCACAGAUUAACUGAGAUUAUUUUCUCUUUCACACGGAACACCCACUCCUCUUAAGCUGUUAGCCCACCGCAAUCGUAGUAAUUUAUCGGGAUGGCUGCGUUACUACAAGAGUUAGAUAUUUUCGAACUGUGUCCGCUUAUUACCAAUUUAAAUUGCAAAUUAUCAACGGUCAGUGAGUAUGAUGCACGCAAACAAUUGUUAUGUCUCGUCUCGGAGGAAAAUGACAUAGUGCUGCGCUACACCAGCGAAGGUGGGCAGGAAGUGCUGAAAUUAGUUUCCUGGUUUCGUCGCACUAAUCGUGUAAUUCAUGACGUUUGCUUUGAUCCAUCCGGUACUUGGUUAUUAGUGUUAUGUUUCGACAAUACGCUGCACAUUGUACCCGCCCUCGCUGUGGUCGACAAAACUUUCAUGGAGCCAUCGAACUCGACUCACCCGCCGCAACAGCCAUACAGCACAACACAAAUUACCUCAUACAUCAUACCGUUUGUGGGACCACAUGAGUGCCCCAACUCAAAAAGGUGCCCCAAUCAGGCCACCUUCAGUGAAACCAUCUCAAAGCAACCGCCACCUGUUAUACCAACUGCCGCUGCUGCAGAGGACAAAGCAGAUAGCGUAUGCGAUGAGCAGGAAAAGCAUGAAGCUGGAGCUGAAAGUGAGCAGCUAGCCGACACUGAAAAGAUCUCCACAUCACGGGAAAGUAUCGCUCAAGCGUCACAACUGCUCGUAGAAGUUGAGGUGAAUAUAGAGCCAAAACUGCCAGCCAACAUAAAUCUUGAUGCGUAUAGCCAUGAUGUGCCCCCCAGUAUGUUGGCGUCUACAGCGCCACCGAAUGUUGUCGAAGAUAAAACGGGCAAUAGUCAGGUUAUGGCUACAUCGUUUAUGGCCUCGGUUACUUGCCCCUACCCGUUAGCUGUUGUUUGGUGGCAAACUAUAGAUGGUGUCAAUCGCGCUGUUAUCGGCUAUUCCGACGGUUCCAUUUGUUUUGUGGGUUUGAGUCCAAAUUGCCCGUUCGUUGCGAGCACGGCAAUUGAUACCGGCUCUGUGGUGAAGUUGCUCAUCUGCAAGGACAGCACUUUUGAGAGCGUUAUGUUGCUGAUCACCUCAUCGUUAAAACAGCAGUUCAAAUUACUUCUUGAACAGAAAGCCAUCAAAUACAUAUACCCAGGCGAGAUCUCACCCAGCGCGGUACACGGACGCGAUAGUGACUGGCAGAUUGUUAUGCCGCUGAAGACACAAAGCAAUUGCUCUGAUCCAGCAUCGGACAACAGCGCGUUGGAUGAAGACGUUUUCUUAAGAAACGAUGAAAUUCCCAGCACUUCAGCGGCGGCAGCGACGUGUGGUGGUCCAGCGCAGCCUUGCCAUUCACUGCGCCGUUCUGUCAUAAUACCCGGCACGCACACACCUAUGUCGAAAACAGCAAUGCCACCACCACCUCCACCCUAUUCGGUAGCGAUCAAUCGCCACUCGGACACCGCGCCCACAACGAGCACCAACGCUCUAGGUGGCAACAUAGCUCCCGCAACAAAUACUAGCGCAAGCAGCAGUGGCAGCGGCAGCGUGCCCACUACCAUGAGCAUUGGCAAUGGCAACUCAGCGACAGGUAUACGUUUCACACAACAACAGCUGCCCGAAUUGGACGAUGUGAAUGCACGUGCUGGCAUUUUGCCAGCGGCGCGCGCACGUCUCGCCUCAUUGAAGAGCCUGGGCACAAAGAAGCUGAAUGCCAUCAAAAUGCGUCUCUCCGAUAAUCGGCAUAAACUUGAAGAUUAUGUGUCUGAAAAUACUCUUGGCAACUUCGCCAUCAUGGACUCACCAUCGCUGACGCCCGAAGUGUUGAACAACUCCAACGGUUCCUUCUAUACCAUACAGAAUUUGCGCAACACCUAUUUGCUAAGCGCACUACACAGUCACACAAACAAUCUCACCGUGCAUAAUAUUGAUAUUAAUUUGAAACCGUUAUUUCUCUAUAAAAUCCCGAAGAACUGCUAUGAUAUUUUAAUCAGCUCAAAUUUGCUUUACACCAUACAAUAUGUCGAUAUAAAUGCUGGCGAUAAUGCGAAAGAAUGCGCGGACCUAACGAAUGCCGAACGCAAUACGGAGAAGGAGAAUCGCGACACCGAUACCGAGAAGGAAGAAGUCAUCGAUCUAUGCGAAGGCAAUGACACGCUGCUCGCGGAUAUCAAUUCGGCUGGUUCAUUUAGUGCGGACACGAGUGCAACCACCAGCGGACCGUCCACCAGCGACAGCUUAUCGCACUGUAAUGCGAUAAAUGCGGUGGGCGUGAUAAGCAGCGCAAUGGCCACUUUGCGUGCAGGCGAUGAUGAUUGCUUCAACGGCGCUUCACAGCUGACCAUAUUUCGCUUUGAGAAUGAGACUGUGCUGAAUCUCUAUCAAAUGGCAACCUAUCGCUCGAGUGAGCCCAGCGAAAUUAUCACGAAGGAAGAAAAAGCCAAAGCGUUCGAUUUCAAGGAUAUACGCUCACCCAUGGAUUAUGUGCAGUUCUAUGAGCAUGCCGACGUGAAGGAGGAGUACUCGCUACGUCAAAUGGAAAUUAUGAAGCAUGAGUUUCCAAAAAUUAAUUACGAUCCCUGCUACGUGGUUACCAACAAGAAUGUAUACUACAUACAAUUAAAGAAGGAGCCGUUCGCCAUCUUCCUAGAUUCUGCGCUGGCGGGUGAAUGGAAACAAUGUCGUGAAUUCUGCAACACCUUUGAUCUCACCUACGAGGCGUGCAUAGAGUUUGCCGGUGAUUAUCUGCUGCGUCGCAAGCGCGUCACACAAGCCCUGGUCACGUACAACUCGGCGCGCAUCAAACCCAUACGCACCGCGCUCAAAUUGGCCAUGUUCGGACAGACAUGUGCGCUUAUGCAUCUCUGUGCCAUGGCGCUGAAGACGACCUACUUGCUGAAGUCGAGAUAUUUCAGCAGUCCCAUAAUUAAAACGUUACUUAAAGAUAUUACAUAUCGUCAUUCGGAAGAUGUGCGCAUAAUACUUCCGCUGACGGCCGCUAAAAAUUCAGAUGUGUUGAUAAAUGAGGGCAUAUCGGCCAGUGACUAUAACUAUGGCUUGGAUGACUCGCUUAGCAAUCUACAAAUGUCGCCAUCGUCCCAAUUUCAUUUGGCCAAUUUGUUGUUGAUAUCUUUAGCGGAGCGUGCGGUGAAUGAUAAGAACUAUUUGCCGCUGUGGAAUUUCCUUGUGACCAAUACGAAAUAUCACACCAAUAUGACAAGCAUUGUGCUGUGUCAGAGCGGUCUCUUCUCGUCGGCGUUGGUUUUGGCGAAGACGCGUGGUGUUUGUAUUGACACAUUUUUGGCGCUGACCAGCGUUGUGGGACAGGAAUUCGGUAAAUAUCGUAAAGACUCUUUGCAAGAAAGGAACAAUAACUGUUUUACGUUAGGCUGGUACACAGAGAUGAAUGUGUGUUUGUAUAAUUUGAGUGAACCAAUUUUCGCCGAGACGAUCACCUAUUUGCCGCAAGUCGCUGUGGACUAUUUUGGUUUCAUACAGGAUAAACUACCUAAUAUAAGGCACUGCGUACUUGAGCGCUUGGAACAUCAAUUGAAUCCUUUCUCCGCCGUACUGCGUCCAAUGGUGUCGCACACUUCCUCCGGCCACGUGGAGCACAAUAUAAACGACAAUAAAACGUUUUUAUUUGAUUUUUGUAAAAAUCUCAUCGAAACAUAUUUAGCUGUACUCAUACACAUGGAAUCUCAACGCUCCAAGAGCGAACACAUAACGAACGCAUUGUCGACGUUCCGCAUCACUUACGAAGACAAUCAGUUUGCAAUCGAAACAUCACGCUUUAAACCCAUCUCAGCCGGUUGUGCGCACUGUGCUUGCGUUGUGGACGGUGUUGCCUACUUUUGGGGUUCUAAUGGAGUGCCUUGCAAUUAUAGCGUUAACAAGUCUUCCGAUCCACCAGAGCCGCCACACGCCGUUAAGAGCUUGGACCUACUAUCACAAUUGAAUCUGGAGGUGCAUACCGUGAAGUGCGGCCGCCAGCAUACGCUAGUGUUAACGAACAACGGGUUGUAUGCGUUUGGCAACAAUAAUCUGCUCCAGCUGGGCAUUGGGCGCGACAUGCAAGUCUCGCUGCAGCCAAUGAUGUUACGUGCUUUCGAUGGCAAGAACAUAACGAUCAUCGAAGCGGGUCAAUAUCACAACGCUGCAGUUGCGGAUGGGCUCUUGUACACCUGGGGUUGGGGCAUUUACGGGCAACUUGGGCAUGGCAAUUGCGAGAAUGUGGCCGAACCGAAAAUAGUUGCAUUCUUCAAAACGAAAAAAGUACUCCAAGUAUCCUUGGGGCAUGCGCACAGCGUGGUGCUCUGUCAGACGGCCAACAAUCCGAACGCCACCGAAUUAUAUGUGUUUGGUUCCAAUCAUUUUGGUCAGUUGGGUAUUGGCUCUGGUCCUAGCGGUGUGGAAGGACAGAGCAACACUUCGGCUGAUGACGAAAUGCAUUGCGCUAGUCAAGUGAAGAGUUUAGUGCCCAUUAAACUGUUCGUGUGCGACGAAAGAAUAAGACUGAUACAUACCAAAUUUUUUUCAAACUUAGCUGUCGAUGAGAAUGGACGCAUGUACACGUGGGGUUCCUCACCGCAAGCGCUGCGCUUAGCCAAUCAGAUCAAGCGACGUGCAAAUGCGAAACAAAAAAUGGAGGAACACCAACGUCGUGAAAUGAGCAAGCAGUUCGAGGCUACAUUGCCCAGUGAGAAUGCAAGCGCACCUUGCGCGGCACCGUCCACGUCCAAAAGUGCAUAUGCCGAGGCGCCAAAAUCUAUGGUCGCUGAGGUCGCCAGCAGCAUACUUACGGAUAUAGUGGACGAAAACGUAACGUCAAGCGCCAGCAACACUGAUAAUACUCGGGAGACUGAUGCGGCGUCAGAAUCGACUACAGACAGCGCCUUUAAAGAACCUGAACUCAUUAAAGUUUUAGCCACCACAGUGACGGCCGAGCAGGAGGAGGUUGACGAACUGAAAGACGAAAACGUGAAGGAAAUAAUUGUUGAAGGCAUUGCCCACGCCGAAACCGAGAUAACCAUACAGUUGGUGAACGAAGUGGUGGAAGAGUUUGUCGAGGAAGUUAAGCCAAUGGUCGCACAACCGCUCAAAUCAUUAAACCCUUUGAAACCAGCGACCGAAGAGUUAGCGGCAAAGCACACUGACACACCAGCGCCAACAAUAGCUAUCACGGCGCCGCCUCCAACGUCAACGUCAACAGCAACAGCAACAAAUGUCACCACCGAGGGCGAUCCAUGUGAGCACAUGACUCCGCAUUUGGUGGACACCACCGAGGUAGCCGGUCAAAUUUUGCAGAUCUCAAGCGGACUCUUCCAUUUUGCCUUGAUCUCGUCUACUUGCACCCUGUACACUUGGGGCAAAAAUUUGGAGCACCAACUGGGUACUGGCGAUAAGGAGCGACGUGCCGUCAGCAAACCCUCACCCGUCGAUUGUGUCGACCGUCCCAUGUAUGUGGAUUGUGGCGCAGAUUUCACGCUCGUCAUGACCACAGAGUUUAUGGUCAAAGCGUUUGGUGGCAACUCGAAUGGACAGUGCGGUCGCGAUCUCGGACCUUCCAUCGACAAGAUGAAACAACGUGUGGUCUGUUUGCCCACCACCAAGCGACUUAUGCGCUUUGAAAGUCAGUGUGUUGAUGUGCCGGUGGAAAUCAAUUUGCCACGCCCACGCAUACGUUUGGAAUCCGAACCAGUGCGCUAUUUGAAGAGCAUACCAAAAUACCAACCACAAUUCAUGCUAGAGGCCGGCAUAAAUUUCGACAAUGCGCUUAACUUUGAACGUCCCUCACCGUCGAAUCAGUACAAGUCGACAACGCAAGCGGACAGUAGCGAAAAUGUGGUCACCGGCCAAGACUCAGACGAUAUGAUCUCAAGUUUAGAGAAUUUAAGUAACAAUGAAGCGAACGAUGGUUGUUCGCUGAACUUCUCAUUGCUGCCCUCCUCAGGUGCAGCGGGCGCGCUACCACUUGCCGCGGCUACUGCGGAUGAUGCGCAACACAGCGCUGCUGUGGAUGAUUUAACACCCGAUGAGCAGAGUUACGCGCGCCUGCCCGUCACCGAAAAUUCCGAUGCCAGCGGUGUUUGUGUGGCCGGUCAGCAGAGUGCCGAGCAAUGUCCGCUGGUUGCAACGGCAAAGCACGAUGCGAACGACGACGCACAGACACCAACACAAGCGGCCGGCUCACAGAGUACGCUCACUUCGAAUGCGCCCGUGGAGGCUGAGGAGACUGUAGAGGAUGAUGUGAAUCUGCAACAGUUGCGACAGUACAUACACUAUUGCCUCUAUGUAUUUCACGGUCUCUACAACCCAGACAGGGUGUGCGACUUCUCUAAGGAACGUCUGGAGUAUCGUAUACGCACGCUUAUGUUGAAUUUCAAAUUCGUCGAUGCUUUCGUAUUGUGUUUGCAGAAUUGCAAUAGUUCCGGCAAGGCGAUGAAAAUCUUCGCUUACUUCUCCAAAGACACCGGCUCCGUGCCGCUGCGUCGCCAGGACGUGAAAUACUUAAUUUACUAUUUGUUGAAACACUUCAUGGCGCAGAAGUUCGACAUGCUCGAGUGUGAGCGUUUCUUUUUGGGCGAUCUCGAUUAUUAUUUGCUUGAGUUGUCGUAUGUACUGUUCUUCAACAACAACAACACCAUGCUGGAGCGUAACUUAAAUGAGAAAUUCAAGAGCUACUUUGCGCAGGAGGAGUCGCAACUAAAUCAAAAUCAAAACGACGAUGAGCAGGUGCAACACAAGCUGGACGACACGGAUGUGAUAUUCGAUAGCCUAAGUGUUAAGUUCAAAACAAUAGUUUGCCAGAGGCUGAUGCAGCACUGCAACAAUUAGUUGCUGGUGCUUAGCACCAUUAGUUUAACUUGUUUUUAAUUUAUUGAUUCGUGAUAUGAGUUGUUUAUUUUAUUUUAUUAUGCUUAUUUU
Messenger RNA from Bactrocera neohumeralis, 7379 nucleotides. RefSeq lists its product as uncharacterized. NCBI's taxonomy places the organism in Eukaryota, Metazoa, Arthropoda, Insecta, Diptera, Tephritidae. The record is from RefSeq and is a predicted model, not a curated record. The transcript has 16 exons. The coding region runs from base 534 to 7289 and encodes 2251 amino acids.